Periophthalmus magnuspinnatus is the source of this 1061-nucleotide messenger RNA. RefSeq names its product RAD9-HUS1-RAD1 interacting nuclear orphan 1 (gene rhno1). The coding region runs from base 180 to 1034 and encodes 284 amino acids. Gene Ontology annotation, biological process: DNA damage checkpoint signaling; cellular response to ionizing radiation; recombinational repair. NCBI's taxonomy places the organism in Eukaryota, Metazoa, Chordata, Actinopteri, Gobiiformes, Gobiidae. Gene Ontology annotation, cellular component: chromosome; nucleus. The transcript has 3 exons. The record is from RefSeq and is a predicted model, not a curated record.
ACCGGGAAAUGGAUAAUACAAAACAAAAGUAGAGAAACUAGACAUACAGCAUGAGCAGCUAGUGAAUAAUACCCUAAUAAUACCACGCUUCUUGACGAGAGUCUGUAUGCUCGCUCCACAGCUUCAUCACGUUUGUUUUGACGGUGUAAUAUUUGAUUCUUCAGGCAUGCUUUGCGUUAAUGCCCCGAAAGAAAAUAAAGACGGACAAGCAACCCCUGCGGUUCCUGGAGCGACCUGCAGGGGAAGCCAGAGUCCAACACAAUGUACCAGAAGUGCGGGCUGCACUCAAUCCCAAAGAUUUUUUCAAAGAGACACAAGAGCAUAACGGAUCAAGUCUAAAUUCAUGGGUAAACCCACAGUUUGAUACAUCUUGUGCUACACUUCAAACUAAAAAAAGAAGAAGAUGCCAAUCCACCACGAGCAUCAUAGGCAACUUCACUCAGCUCUCUAGAAAAGGCAGUGUGUGCAGUAGCAGGUUCCCAACUUUAUUAUUUGAGAAAAGAGAACAGCACAGUCAAAAAGAAAAAAAGAAGGCUUCAAAUGACUGUUCUUCUUCAGCUUCUAAUGAAUCAUAUCACCAAGCUUUCUGCCAAAAUACAAAUGCUGUGUGCAAUGUGCCAAACAUGGAAAUCUUGCAUCAAAAUGAUAUUGUUAAAGUAUACAAUGGAAGUGAUUUAAAGAAAAAGACUACACCGAGUCAAAUACAGUUUUUUACUGCAAGUGAAACAUCUUGCUUGUUACUCGAAAAUCCUUCAUCACAUCGCUCCAAGGACUGUACCAAUGCUGAUAAUGCACCAGUGCAACUAAGUACAAUCAAACCAACGAUAACAGAGAAAUAUUCUACCUACUCACAUUUACUUUGCUCUCCCCCAACAUGUACUCCACCAGGGAGCAGGAUUCUGGAUACUUUGGCUCCUGACACACCAGAAAGAGAUUAUGGGGUCAAGGUGACAUGGCGACGCAGGAGAAGUUUAAUGCUUUUGUUGAAAGAGAAAGGGCAUUUAUCAGACUCGGAUUCAAUUAUUCACAUCUGAUCAAGUUGUGGGCAAAAAUUACCUCUC